Molecule: messenger RNA, 2172 nt
Organism: Aphis gossypii (cotton aphid)
Lineage: Eukaryota; Metazoa; Arthropoda; Insecta; Hemiptera; Aphididae
Product: 4-hydroxybutyrate coenzyme A transferase
Exons: 8
Coding region: 563-2005 (480 amino acids)
Biological process (GO): acetate metabolic process
Cellular component (GO): mitochondrion
Molecular function (GO): acetate CoA-transferase activity
Source: RefSeq, a predicted model, not a curated record
UCAGUACUCGAGAAAUAACAUUAUUAACAUUAUUAAUAUUGUGUCACGUAAUCGUUACGUAUUUCUCUACGAUUACCGCCCCUUCCCCAAAGCUUGACACGCAGUUUAGUUGUCGUCACAGUCGUCGGUAUAGUCGGUGCGCGCGCUUUUGUCUUUGGUGGUGGCCAAAACGAGUAAUCCACUGAUAACGCGUAAAUGCUUAAUCGUCGUAUAUCGUUUCGUUAGUUUUUUGUUUAAUACUUUAAUCGUGCCGUGUCGCCCGAACCGGCUGUGUGUGUGUGAUAUAUUCGCUGGUCGCGUUCGUAGACUCGUAGUAUUUCGUGUCCGCAUUCAAGUAAGCGCGCUCAUCACUGCCGCCCGUCCGCUUUUCGCACCAGCUGACCGCCGCAUCUUCGUCACCUACUGACCCACCGUCGCAUCCGUAUUUUUUUUUUUUUUUUAUCAUUAAAUUCGUCUAUAAACCACGGUCUAUAGAGAUUAUUUCAAAACCUCUCGAUCGUUUUGAUUAUCUUCUCGUUAUCCGUUCGUCGUUCCAUUUACUCGACCGCACGCAUUACCAACAAUGUCGGUUUCGGCCGUGAACAGGAUUGGGCUCAGGGCUAAGAUAUGGAAUUCACUGGCCGGCCGGGUUGGUCCGAAGACGUAUUUCACCUACACGCCUCAAGUGUCGCAAGUAUUGGACCGAGAGCCGAAGUGGGUGUCCGCCGACGAAGCCGUCCAGUGCAUCAAGUCCGAUAAUACAGUUUUUGUGAGCGGUGCUGCUACUACACCAAUUGAAAUUCUCCGUAGUAUGACAGAUCAUGGAAAACAAAAGCAAUUAAAAAAUAUACGCGUAUGUAGCAUUCACACGGAAUUUGAGUCGCCUUAUUCAUCCCCAGAAUGUGAAGGAAUAUUUCGACCAAUGGCCUUUUUUAUUAGUUCCAAUAUGAGGAAGUGUAUAAAUGAAGGCCGUGGCGAUGCUGUACCAAUAUUUUUACACGAUAUACCCUACGUAUUUGAACGGAAUGUUAUACCAGUAGAUGUAUCAAUUAUCUCGGUAUCACCUCCUGAUCAUCAUGGUUUUUGCAGUCUUGGCACAAGCGUGGAUUGCAUUCGUUCAGCUUUGGGGAAAUCAAAAAUAAUUAUCGCACAAGUAAAUAAUUGUAUUCCACGCACAUUUGGUGAAGCCAUCAUCCAUCAAUCACAUAUUGAUUAUGCCGUCAGAUGUGAUCGCGAAUUACCAGCUCAUGAACACAAAGAUCCAAAUCCUACCGAAACAGCUAUUGGCAAGCAUAUUGCUGAUAACCUUGUUGAAGAUGGUGCUACAUUACAAAUGGGUAUUGGUGCAAUUCCGGAUGCCACGCUUACUUGCCUUAAAGAUCAUAAAGAUUUAGGAAUCCAUUCAGAAAUGUUCAGUCUUGGUGUUAUUGAUCUAGUAAAUUCAGGGGUUAUAACCAAUCAUAAUAAAACAUUUGACAAAGGACUAAUUGUAACAAGUUUCUUAAUGGGCAACAAGAAGUUGUAUGAUUUUGUUGAUAACAAUCCAUUAAUAUGUAUGAGGCAAGUAUCUUACACCAAUAAUGUACAUAUAAUAUCUCAACAACCUAAAAUGACAGCAAUUAACUCCUGUAUUGAAGUAGACUUGACUGGACAAAUAGUGUCUGGUUCUAUUGGAUAUAGAUUAUAUUCAGGGUAUGGCGGUCAAGUUGAUUUCAUUAGAGGAGCUGCUGAGGGUUUCGACGGUAAGGGUAAACCUAUUAUUGCUCUAGGUUCUGUGAAUCCAAAAACUAAAGAUGCCAGAGGUUUACCAAGUAGUAAAAUUGUGCCUAAAAUUCAAGAAGGAGCUACGGUUGUUACUACCAGUGCACAUGCCCAUUAUAUUGUAACUGAGUUUGGUGUUGCCUCAUUAUUUGGAAAGAGUUUGAGACAACGAGCACAUGCCUUGAUAAAUAUUGCCCACCCUGACCAUAGAGAAUGGUUAGAAAAAGAAGCAUUUAACCGUUUAAAAGUUAUGCCAAGUGCAUGAGCAUAAUAUGUAUUUAACAUUUCAAUGUAUUAUUAUUUUUUGUUUAAUUAAUAAUCAUAUUACAUAAAUAAUUUAUUAAUUAUAUUAAUACACUUUUAUUCUUAUUUAUUUGCUUAAUAUCUAUCAUAUCAAGUAUAAAUUGAUUGAUAAUAAAUUGUAAAUUGUAA